This is a messenger RNA of Morchella importuna, 330 nucleotides long. RefSeq lists its product as uncharacterized. The coding region runs from base 1 to 330 and encodes 109 amino acids. The record is from RefSeq and is a predicted model, not a curated record. NCBI's taxonomy places the organism in Eukaryota, Fungi, Ascomycota, Pezizomycetes, Pezizales, Morchellaceae. The transcript is spliced from 4 exons.
AUGAAGAUGAGCUCCGCCAAGAGCGAUAUAGUGGGGCUGGGAUGUCGAACAAGAAACCGUAUUGAGAUCGAUUUGGUGACGCUUAUAGGAAAUAAGGGAGCAAGUAAGAAAUACAUGUGGGGAGGAUUCAGUCACUAUGCGUUUGACCCGGUCUGUGUGAGAUCGAUAAACCUUGUGAUUGAGGUUUUCGUAAUGGGAAUAGAGCUUUUGAGGAGUCACUUCGGGUCCGAAGAUGUCGGGGCGUAUUCAAUAUCGAAGAUUCGAACCUCCCCAUCCCCAGCAGCCGAAAUGAUGUAUCUAUACGAGUAUUCAAGACAAACUCGGGAGUAG